Lodderomyces parapsilosis is the source of this 1536-nucleotide messenger RNA. RefSeq names its product U4/U6-U5 snRNP complex subunit. Lineage: Eukaryota; Fungi; Ascomycota; Pichiomycetes; Serinales; Debaryomycetaceae. Bases 1 to 1536 code for a protein of 511 amino acids. The record is from RefSeq and is a predicted model, not a curated record. The transcript has a single exon. Gene Ontology annotation, biological process: spliceosomal tri-snRNP complex assembly; mRNA splicing, via spliceosome. Gene Ontology annotation, cellular component: U4/U6 x U5 tri-snRNP complex; precatalytic spliceosome; U4 snRNP.
AUGGCUGAUUACGAGAAGCAAUUGCUUGAAGACUUGGAUAGUUCAGAUGAUGAUGACGAUGCCCUUGUGAGCUCAAAAGAGGACUCCCUACAGCAGCUGUUGGCCGAUUUGGUUGCGUUCAAUGCAACUACGAGUCCGUUUCAAGUUGUACUAGAACACCCAGACAUUGAGUCCGUAACGGAGUAUUCGAGACUAUCUAAGGUUUACCCUUUGAUACCAAUGUUAAAGGCAAAAUUCGAGGAACAGUCAUUAGAUGACAGCAAGACUGAUUAUUUGGAGUUGUUAGCCGAGAUUGAUAACGAUGCAGAAUUCCAAUCUGAAGAGUACAGGUUUAUUGUGACUAUCAACGAAUUGUCGUCCAUCAUAAACAACGAAAUUCUUGCAUUUUCCAUGCUCUUGAAGAUGCAAUACAAGUUGGUGUUUCCAGAGUUAGAGAGUUUAGUACCCAACAACGUCGACUACGCAAGAAUAGUCUUGAUAAUCAAACAAGAUCUUGUCAAUAUUAAAAACUAUGAAACAGAGUUGAAAACAAUCAUGACCAACGACAAAAGUUUACUUCUUGUAAUAUCAGCAUUACAACAAGCACGGGGUGGAUUUAAGUUGUCGGAAGGGGAUUGGAACAAGAUUGUGUCAUGUGCUUUGUUAAUCCUUAAGUUGGAUGAGAUUCUACAACAAUUGUCAAAUUUUAUAUCAAGCAAGCUUGCCAAAUUUGCACCUAAUGUUGCGGCAAUCAUUGGGCCAGUCGCGUCAUCCCAAUUAUUAAUUGCAACGGGAUCUUUGAAACAACUUGCAUUGACGCCAGCAUGUAAUAUCCCAUCUUUAGGGAUUAGAGAUCUAGCGACGAGCACCAAAACUGCCUCAAGAAAUAUAAGGCAAACUGGUUACGUCUACCAUAGCGAUCUUGUCAAGUAUCUCCCACCAGAAAUCCAAAGAUCAGUAAUGCGAAUUAUUAGUGGCAAAGUGAUUUUAGCAGCAAGAAUUGACCUAGCUAAAUCCGCUCCUGAUGGAAAGUUAGGAGAGAAGUUUAAGUCCGAGAUAGAGACAAAGAUUGACAAGCUAUUAGCACCACCAGAGCAGGUACCAAAUAAGGCAUUACCGGCUCCCAUUGAAAUCAAGUCGAAAAAGAGAGGUGGCCGCAGGUUCCGCAAAAUGAAGGAACGGUUUCAAAUGUCGGAGUUGCGCAAGGCGCAAAACAAGAUGGAAUUUGGUAAACAAGAGGACACGAUUAUGGAUGAUUUUGGUGAAGAGAUUGGUCUUGGUAUGAGCCGGUCUGGUGGAGGCAAUAGAUUAGGGCAAAUACAGAUUAACAAGAAUACCGAUGCAAGAAUGUCAAAAGCAAUGGCCGAGCGGCUACAUAAGCAAAAAGUAGCUGCGAAUGUUGAGAAUUUUUGGGAUGAGGAUUUUGAUAGUAUUAUUUUGCUGAAACCGGUGAAGAAUACAACCCCAAAUGAGUCAGAGAGUAGAUGGUUAGGUACACUGAUGAAGAGCAAAGCUAAACUUGAGUCGAAUCCAGAGAAAAAACGAAAGUUGGAGUAG